Molecule: messenger RNA, 972 nt
Organism: Ambispora leptoticha
Lineage: Eukaryota; Fungi; Glomeromycota; Glomeromycetes; Archaeosporales; Ambisporaceae
Source: the annotation of a GenBank genome assembly
AUGUCUUCUAAUGUGAACGAAUUUUCUAGCGAAGGAAACUCGUCGCAGGUUUCAAACGAAUAUAACUUAGCUCUUAGCUCAUCGAACACACAAUCUCAUGCGACUUCAAGAAAUUCUCAUAUUAUCUCAAAUGCUAACCCAGUCACUUCAGAUACACAGAGGCAGAGUACGAAUACAAAUCGAGCGAAGCCAGUUUUAAAUUUAAAUACGCCAAAUGAAUAUCUCAAACGAGCUGAAUACGCAAGUGAAGAGACACUUGAAGUUAAUCUCGAUAGCAUAAGCUCAGGGAAUCCACUGACUUGGAAAUAUGAAAUCGUGGUUGCCCAACAACCUGUACGCGCACGUAUGUGCGGAUUCGGUGAUAAGGAUCGAAGACCCAUUUCUCCGGCACCAGUAAUUCAAUUAAUUGUCAAGGAUGGUCAAGGAAAAAUCAAACAUCCAAACGAAAUAAAUUGCUCCUUAUUUGUGGUUCAUACAUCUCUUUUGAAAGAAAACGGCAUCGAUGAAGCUAUGAUAAUUACACAUCUUUCUUCUAAGUCAUAUCCCGCAAACUCUAAACAAUCUUUGACCAAUAAUUUACUUGGCAAUCAUGUCGCAUCUCCAUACACGUUAAACGACAUUAACGGUGUACCAGGCAUAUAUUUUAUGUUCCCGGAUUUAAGCGUAAGAACUGAUGGGCUAUUUAAACUAAGUUUCAGUUUGAUAGAUGUGGGCAUAAUUACCAACUUUCCACCGACUUCGAAUAAUCUACGAAAAAUUAUUAAUACGGGAUCUUCGGCAUCGGAUAUUUUGGCUAGUGUAACUUCUAAUAGGUUUGAAGUGUUUCCCGCGAAGAAGUUUCCUGGGAUGCUUGAAAGCACUGCUUUGAUGAGAUGCUUUGCGAAUCAAGGAAUAAAAGUCCCAGUUCGCAAUAAUAUUUUAAAAAAACGCGACAUGCAGGCAUCUCAAUCCGAAGAACCAUCUAGCGAUUAA